AUGACCGAUAAGCCUAUCAACGCAAACGACGAAGAUUUAGUUGACGGAAUGGCUCGCGUCGCGCGACCCACCAGCCAUGAUCAAUCAUCCCCGGGCCUCACCAGUAACUUUACAGUGUCCACAGGCCUGUUUGAAUCAGUCGGAUCUAUUGAUAGCACCCUAAUGGACCCGACAAUGCCUUCAUUGGAUGAGCUCUGGCAGGCAUUCGACGAGAGUGUGGACUCUGCCGCAGUGGACUGGAAUACCCUCUUCACCGAACUGGAUGCCCCAUUCCUGUCUUUGUAA
Messenger RNA from Penicillium arizonense, 285 nucleotides. RefSeq lists its product as uncharacterized. The record is from RefSeq and is a predicted model, not a curated record. NCBI's taxonomy places the organism in Eukaryota, Fungi, Ascomycota, Eurotiomycetes, Eurotiales, Aspergillaceae. Bases 1 to 285 code for a protein of 94 amino acids. The transcript is spliced from 2 exons.